Penaeus indicus is the source of this 4319-nucleotide messenger RNA. Its product is annotated as proton-coupled zinc antiporter SLC30A2-like. The coding region runs from base 1395 to 2543 and encodes 382 amino acids. Gene Ontology annotation, molecular function: zinc ion transmembrane transporter activity. Gene Ontology annotation, cellular component: plasma membrane. The transcript has 7 exons. Lineage: Eukaryota; Metazoa; Arthropoda; Malacostraca; Decapoda; Penaeidae. Gene Ontology annotation, biological process: response to zinc ion; zinc ion transmembrane transport. The record is from RefSeq and is a predicted model, not a curated record.
UGCCUCCUCUUCCCCUCCUGCCCCUCUCCCCCUUUAGCUCCCCAAGGUCAUUCGCGCAAUGCACGCCUGACUGACACCACCUUGGCGCUGACCUUCUCCUUCGGCAGCAGUAGUGAACUGAAGGCACCAGAAGCAGGCAGCAGGAGAGCAAAACAGCAGCAGCAGCAGCAUCCGACUCCUCCGACGCCGAACCCCCCGAGUCCUCCGUCCCCCUUCGACAUCUUAUACUGUCCCCGUCCGCGCCCUGGGAGGAACGCCACUGCCGAACCCGCACGUCGUUUCCUCUUUGUCAUCACUGUCCGAAUUACCGAUCACUAUUCGGACAACCAAUCGCUGUCCGAAUAACUCAUCGCUAUCCGAACAACCGGUCGCUGUCCGAAUAACCCAUCGCUAUCCGAAAAACCAAUCUCUGUCCGAACUCCCGAUCACUAUCCGAACAACAAAUCGCAGUUCGAAUUACCAAUCGUUAUCCGACUUACAUACCGAACACUAUAAAAAAAAAAGGAUUUUAAUUCGGAUAUCCUGAAAUCCUGAACACACCCUCGUGUCCACUAACCUCAAGACCGAAAUCCACGCCCGACCCGCACCGCGCCCACCCAAUACGUACGCCCGGCAGAACGUAUACGCACACCCGGCACCAAGGAAGUACGAACGGACGGGAAAUCUCUGUCCCGCGCCGUUCUUAUUGACCGCUCGCCCGCCACAAUCGGAAUAAGUCAUCAUCAUAAUAAUCGCGGCAACUACCAAUACUCGCUGGCCUUCUAGAGAACCCCAGUGGCUGAAUGAACUCUUAACUCGGUCGCUCACUCUGGCCCGAGUCGGCACCGCGAGGAGGCAGGCUGGGCGGGUGUCUGUGCACCACACGCGAACGAAAGUACAGAAAACAAGUGUUAAUUAAUCGCACAAUUCUCCGGAAAAAAAUCGGCCUUCUGCGGAGGGUCAAGGUUGCGUGUGUGUGUGUUUGUGCGUGCGUUCGUUUAGUGCCUACUCGCCUUUCGGACCUUGCAUUCUCGCGACAGAAAUUUACGCAUUAAAUAUCUAAAAAAAAUAUAUAUAUAUAUACAUAUAACAAAACAAAAACUAUAUAUAAAAAAUACGAAAGCCACAGAAGACGCACGUAGUGAAAGAAAACGAAAGAAAAGAAAAUAGACAAAAUUCACCACCACAUUUCCGGAAUCGAACCAGCGUUCCCGCCACACACACAUAAAAAAAAAAAAAAACAGAAACAGCCGUGCUCGAUCCGACACACUUACCACAAGUGUUCGUCGGGAAUACAAGCGAAGAAUUACGCACACAAACCAUCCCCCACUAGAGAUAAAAUAGAAGAAAAAAACUAAUAGGACCAAAAAGGGGAAUCCUACGGGAGUGCAUCCUAUCUCUCUAUCCUCCUAUCCAUGGACAAGGACGUCGGAAUGAAUAUCCUAAGUUACUAUCCCACGUACACCAAACUCCCGACUUGUGGCGAGGAUGAAGAUGGAGCCGAGAACGGCCAUGCAGGCUUGGGGCCAACGACGGCAGCAUCAGCCGAUCACUGCCACAUGCCCCGAGCUAGUCAGCGAGCCUCUGGACGUGCCAUGACGCAGCUCCUGUUAGCAUGCUGCUUGACUACAGUAUUUAUGAUUGCCGAGGCUGUGGGGGGUUACCUGGCCAGCAGCAUAGCCAUCAUGUCGGACGCAGCCCAUCUCUUCAGCGACCUUACGUCUUUCAUCGUCUCACUUGCCGCCAUCUACCUUUCUCGUCAGCCAGCCUCAAAAAAUAUGAGUUUCGGGUACUACAGAGCAGAGGUGUUGGGUGCAGUGGUGAGUGUCCUCAUUAUCUGGGUCAUUACUGGUAUCCUGGUGUUUGCAGCAGUCCAGAGAGUCAUCUCAAUGGAUUUCGAAGUCGAGGCAGAUACUAUGAUCAUUGUCUCGGCUCUGGGUGUCGUCAUUAACAUCAUCCUCGGUGUGGUCCUCCACAUGGGCCAGGGGGGACAUGGCCAUAGUCACGGAGGUCUUGGUGGCCAUGGUCACAGUCAUGGCCACAGACCCAGCAGAGCCCAAGGAAACGAACAACAAUCUAGCAACAUCAACGUCAGAGCAGCUUUUAUUCACGUUUUGGGAGAUCUGAUUCAGAGUAUAGGCGUGUUGAUAGCUGCAUACGUUAUUAGAUAUUAUCCACAGUACAAGAUUGCUGACCCCAUAUGCACCUUCAUCUUCUCCGUCCUGGUGAUCAUCACAACUCUCCCCAUCCUGAAGGACCUAACUCAUGUCCUGAUGGAGGGCACGCCACAGGGGGUUGACUACGCAUCAGUGUCAGCGAACCUCACAGCCCUUCCUGGUGUGAAGAUGGUUCACUCCCUCAAUGUGUGGGCUCUGACCCUUGAUAAGAAUGCGUGUGCAGUGCAUAUAGCUAUUAGUGGAGACACAGAUCCAGAGACAGUGCUUCAGGCUGCCCAGAGGGUUAUUCGCACCCGCCAUCACAUCUACCACACAACCAUCCAAGUAGAGCUUUACCAACCUCAACUGAUGGACAAUUGUCAGCAGUGUCAGCCACUCUCUAGGUGAGGUGAGUGACAUCACGACCACCACCAUCACAGCAAACACCAGAGAGGAAAGAAGAUUAAUAAAGAAGAGCAUAAAUGAGACGUGUUGUCAUCAGUGUCAUUGGAUUCAACAAGGUUUGUGUUAAAAUGCCCGGGUUAGAGGUAAUCUGUAACUGGAAAGCCUUCAUGUGUGCAUAGACAAUUCAUGACGACAAUCUGGUGAUAACAUAUCAUGGCAAUAAUGAAUGGAUGUACUGAUUUUUUCUUAUUUUUUCUUAAACCCUUCCACCUGUAAAUGUAACCGCAGAAACUGAAAUUUUUCAAUUCAUUGUUAUAUAUGCAAGACAAUCUUAAAACUCAGUUUCGUGUAAUUGAAUAUUUUUCCAUUGAAUUAUAAUUUGAACACUUAUGCACACAGGAAGUCCAAUGAAAUUCCCUUAGAAGUAUAUAUUCAUGCAUAUUUUGAAAGUUUCAUCUGCAGGGGAAUAUACACUUAUCAAAACUGAAAGAGAUUUGAGUCGGAAUAGAAGACAAUAACCAGUAUUAGAAGAGAGAGUUUCUUUUAUGUCUUUAAUCAGAGCAUAAUGUAGGGUCUAAAGUAGGCUUUAGUUCCCCCACAGAUUCGAAAUGAUAAUAUGUUUCGGAUGGCUGUUUAAGGUGUUAUGUAAAGUUAUUCUCAAUCAAAGAAUUAAUGAGUUCAAAUUGGGAUAGAUUUUUUUUUUCUUUGGUAAAUGCAUCAGUUGUCUGCAACAGCAUUGUACAUUAUAGGACAUGUAUCAUUCCUCAAGUUUGAAGAAGUAGCCUCAAGAAUCACUUUCUUUUGCAAAAAGUCCCCCCCCCCCCCCCCCCCCCUCCCAUCUUUGGCUAUUUUUUAACGUACACUGAAAUACAUUUGAUGAAGGUGAUUUGAUUAUAGAUAUUGUCAGACUCAUAAGUGAGGAGGACAUAUUAGAAUAGUUGUAUUAUUAACAUUAACAUUAACAUUUAAAAAACAUGCAACCUUUACUUUAUUGUAUAUGAGAUGUAUUAGUGCAUCAGUACAACUGGAGAGCUAGGAUUAAUUUGAUAUGACAUGGAUUUUUCAUUACUCAUUAUUAUAUAUGUGUCGGUAGUGUUAUAACAUGAACAAAUGUAACUAUUAUUAUGCAUGAUUGACAACAUAGUAUUUGGAAGUGAGGCCUUAAUUCUUUAGAUCUUAAAGCUUAUCAAUAUUGUAUACUGGAAUAUUAUUUUUUAAAUUGCAUAUGAAUUGCAUGUCUGUGGUGAUGCAUAUCCAAAAAUAAUGCAUAGCCUUUUUUAUUAUCAUUAUUCCAAAUUUUUAUAUAUAAAUCUUGUAUCAUAUGUUGCAUUUAGGUUGUAUAAAUGUACAUAUAUCAUUUGCUAGAUUGAAAUGUGCAAAAAAAAAAGGAAAAAAAAAAGGUGUGCAACAUAAGUACUAGGAAAGAAAAUAGCACUGAAAUACUGUAAUUUGAUAGUGUAUCAGUCCGAGGAGGAAGCUGUGAAAUAAUUUGCAAUUUCUUUUAUUAUCGUACUGUGAAUUGAUACUUUUACUCUAUGUGAAUAUCCUAAAUGAUGUAUAUCAGCUCUUUAAAUGUUUUUGAAAUGUGUAAUUUACAUACUAGGAGUUUUUGAUACCAUAAUAUAUUACCAUCAAUACCAAAAUGGUAGCAAAAUAACACUUUAUAUUAAAGUAGUAAAGGCUUUCCUUUUUUUUCUUCUUCUUCUUCUUUCAUCUUCUUCUUCCUUUUUCUUCUUCUUCUUCUUCUUCUUCUUCUUCUUUCAUCAUCUUCCUUUUUUU